AUGGACGACCCGGAAGCACCCUUGCUCUCUACAGUCCCGCCGACAUGGACCACCAUCCUGACGCCAAUCACCUCGCUGUCACCGAUGAGCAGGCUUCUCCUCUUUGUCCUGGUCUUCACCUUGAUCCUGAUCAACUUCUGUUUCUUCCGUCUGGCGACAGUGCUUAAUCGGGAUCCGAUAUAUCGCCGCACACGGUCUUCCUCCGACAACCCACCCCAUCUACUAAUUGUGCUGGGCUCGGGCGGGCACACGGCCGAAAUGCUCAAUAUCCUCGGCCAAUACCGCAGACUACAGCACGACUGGCCACAAAGAACCUACGUCGUCAGUUCGGGUGAUGACUUCUCGGCGUCAAAGGCACGCGAAUUUGAGAUUGACAUGUUCUCAAAGUCGAAGGAAGCGGACCCGAGUGGGGAUGCCAAUCCGGCACUUUCGGCAGGGCCAACGGGAUACGACAUCGUCACAGUCCAUCGCGCGAGACGCGUCCACCAAAAUCUCCUGACCACUCCGUUUUCAAGUCUUCGCUGCCUGUGGGACUGUGUCAAAGUACUCCGAGGAACGCACCCCGAUUUCUGCGCGCACUUCUCCAGGCCAUCGACCCCGGAUCUCAUCCUCACCAACGGCCCUGGGACCGGCGUCAUCGUGAUCCUCGCAUCGAUCAUUCUCCUCUUCUUCGGCAUCGCAGGUCCGUCGGCUGCCUUGCCACGGUCGAAGAAAGUAAUGAAGCACGAUACCGGCGAUGGGAAUGCAUCAGCCAGGUCUGGUCAAAUGCGGAGCAUCUACAUCGAGUCCUGGGCGCGGGUUAGAACCCUCUCUCUCAGUGGCCGACUGCUCAAGCCCCUGGUGGACCGCUUCCUAGUGCAAUGGCCGCAACUCGUCGAGAAGGAAACGCCAGGAACAGGGAGAGUCGAAUAUGUAGGCAGUCUGGUGACUUAG
This is a messenger RNA of Cladophialophora yegresii CBS 114405, 933 nucleotides long. RefSeq lists its product as uncharacterized. Gene Ontology annotation, biological process: dolichol-linked oligosaccharide biosynthetic process. The record is from RefSeq and is a predicted model, not a curated record. The transcript has a single exon. The coding region runs from base 1 to 933 and encodes 310 amino acids. Gene Ontology annotation, cellular component: UDP-N-acetylglucosamine transferase complex. NCBI's taxonomy places the organism in Eukaryota, Fungi, Ascomycota, Eurotiomycetes, Chaetothyriales, Herpotrichiellaceae.